AUGGUAGCUACGACCGAGACGUUGCAAGAUGGCGGUAACAAUACUCAACGCAAUCGAGUGUCGGCGAUGACAGGGCUGAAAAAAUUCUGUGGCAAGGAUCGAGAUGAAGAUCGGGCCAGAAGCUGGACCAGCAAGGUCAAAUCGGCCUCCUUGCGCGAUCAAGCACCCGAUGAGGAGAAGUGUUUGGUAUUCGGAGAUCUGCUGACAGGACCCGCUCGAAACUGGUACAACCAACUAGGUCGAUCCACUCGAAAGAAGUGGCAGAGAUUGCUAAAUGAGUUCAUCGUACAGUAUGAAGAGCAAGGAGUGUCUCUGGCCAGACAAAGCUAUCUCGCACGGAAUCGAUCGGAUGAAAAUCCACAGGAGUAUCUACACCGCCCGAAUGUCGCGGCAAGGCAAGCCAAGAUCGUGAUCGGAGACGAGCGGAUGGCCACAUCAGACAUACGUCGUGAGCAUGUGGAGCAUUUCAUUGCCACAUUGGACGAUCGCGAUCUGGCCAAGCAGCUGACCCUACUACGAUUGGCCAAUGUCAAUGAGUUAGAUGAGACGCUACGUGCAUGCCAAAAAAAGAAGAGACGUCAGUUGAAGACGUCGACAGGAUCGAACGAGUUCCACCAGCGAGCGAAUGCCUCCCCAAAUCCUAUGCCAUUCAAGAAUUCUCGGGCGGUGAGGGCAAUCUGUAGGCGGAUCGAAAGUAGCGGAUCGGAAUUGGACUCGAUUGAUUCGGAUGAAGACAAAAAUCGCCGCCGAGUUUGUGUGACCACUACAUCUGGUCAAGAGAGAUCUGAUAAAGAUCAUCGUACCUGGCAGAAGAAUACUGGUGAAGAAGAUAGACGUGAUCGAGGUGGAAAAUAG
Molecule: messenger RNA, 855 nt
Organism: Peronospora matthiolae
Lineage: Eukaryota; Oomycota; Peronosporomycetes; Peronosporales; Peronosporaceae
Source: the annotation of a GenBank genome assembly